AUGAUCGAGACUGUCGCUGGACGAUACGGUGCGGUAGAGCUUGUCCGAGCCGAGCAGGAGGACCUGUACAGCGACGGCUACAUGUCCUUUGACGAGAUGGAUGGUCUUUCUGACUCUCAAUCUACCCACCCGCCCCACUCCCGCCCUACUACCCCCUCUGAAUCUUCCGCCAACCCCAGCGCCCACAUCUCCUCCAAGCUCCGCACACGCUCAUCCUCCGCCGAGUCCGAGAACUCCCGUCCCCACUUUGCGGUCCCUACCAAGGCGGUCCACAUCCUCGGCCUCGUCCCCGGUACCCUCCCUCACGCGCUCGCAUGCCUCGAGAGCGCACGGGAUGAGGCGCGCCGUCUCACCGAUAUAGCUCCACACAGCAGCACUGCGUCGUCCUCGUCCAUAGCCCAUACUCCAGAGCCCGUCACGCCAGCCAAAAAGGGAGGAGGGCGGAUGGACAGGGCUAGGAAGGCGCUCAGUAUGGCAAUGCCAUCGAACGGGUCCGUGUCCAGGACGUUCGGCGGGGGGUCGGUACCGGCGGUCAUCAUGAGUUUGGGCGGGGCGGAGGAGGAGAGGAAUCGCGAGCGGAGAAGAAAGGUGGCGGAUGGGGUUCUGCAUUGGCAGAAGGAAGUGCAGCGGCUGCGGGACGCGGAGGUCCAGCAGAGGCAGAUGGGGACGGCAGGUGGAGUUUCUCGGACCGGGACCAAGAAGGGGCGGCGGUAG
Messenger RNA from Dioszegia hungarica, 714 nucleotides. RefSeq lists its product as uncharacterized. NCBI's taxonomy places the organism in Eukaryota, Fungi, Basidiomycota, Tremellomycetes, Tremellales, Bulleribasidiaceae. The record is from RefSeq and is a predicted model, not a curated record. The coding region runs from base 1 to 714 and encodes 237 amino acids. The transcript has 2 exons.